GUCGAAGUUACCGUAUAAUUUUGGACGUGUUCGGACGUAUCGCGCGCGCGUUCGUUUCUCGUUGUCAGUGUGUGUGUGUGAGUGUUUGUGCGUACUGUGUGAGCAAAGGCAAAAGCAAAGGUAAAAAAGCUCGCACGUGCGGACGCCUGCGAAAAAGAGGGGAAAGAAAUUGAAGUAAAAAAUAAAACAACAGAGCGCGGCGCCGCAUGCAAAAUAAAAAUAUUAAAUAACGAGAAAUGCAAAUAUAAGUUGCAACAAGAAGCAGAAAGAGCGAGAGCAGCAAAAGGUUUAUAAAUAGUGCACAAAAACAAGGCGGCAAAACGGAAAUUUCGGCGGCACAAUAAGAAUUUGUCGCGUCGCCGCUGUCUGGGGUCGCAAACCCCCCCACCACCCCGCAAGCGACGUUCGCCUUCGUGUGUGUAUGUGUGUCUGCCGACUGUGUCCGUGUAUUUGUGUGUCUGUGCUUCAGAAAAAUAAAUAUAAGAAUUUAAUAAAUUAGAAAUUGCGCCGAAGAUUUAAUUUACCGAAAAAAUAUCUCACAAAUAAGUGGAAAUACCCAGAGGAGGGGGUACAAAAAAAAGAGGCGGACAUACGUUUUUUCCCGCCUUUCGAAAUGCCGUCGGCAAAAUGAUGAAUGCAAAAACAGUUUGCAACAGAAAAAGUGAAGUCAAUCAACAAAUGUGCCAAAUUGUUAACAAAUAAAUAUUAAAGUUUAAAGAGCGAGCGUGGUCGAACAUGUGGUCCCAGUGAGGCCGCCCCACAACGCCCCCUGAAGCGAUCACACCCCCCUCAAUGAUCCAGAACAUGACCGAAUACGUGACGCCGAAUAUCAGCAGCGUGCUGAAGAAAUACCAGACGAGUGCCACAAAGAGUCUUCAAGGACCCGGCCAUGCCCUGGCCGUGGCAGCAGCCGCCGCAGUAGCAGCAGCAGGAAUCGGCGGCGGCUGUCCGUCACUGGAGGUGGCAUCCACGAAUGGUGGAGCGGGAGGAGGAGUCGGAAUCCGCAGCGAGAGUCCAACCUGCGGGGGAAAGGUGCAGCAGCCGCCUUCGCCCGGAAUUCCACUCAUCAAGAAGGAGAUACUCAGCUCCCCGGAGCCGCACGAGCUGCAGCACCACCAUCGCGAUGCAGCAUCGCCACAGAUCUAUGCCACGCCUGCCACACCGCCGAGGGAGCUCUCACAACCGAUCCUCUCGGUGGCAGAUGCCGGCUGCGGGGAGCUGUACGAGACGCGGCUGGAGGGCAAGACCAUUGGCUGCUUCUCGGUGGGCGGAGAGAUGCGGCUGUGCCUGCCGCAGUUUCUCAACAAUGUGCUGAACGACUUCUCGCUGGAGCAGAUCAAUCGGAUCUUCGAUGAGCUGGGCAUCUACUGCUCCCAGUGCACGCCCGACCAGCUCGUGGAGUUCAAGGCCGCCAAGAUCCUGCCCUCCGAUGUGAAAGCCAGCGGACUGAUUACGCGCACCGAUGCGGAGCGCCUCUGUGCCGCAUUGCUGCAUCGAUCCGAUCGCAACAGCUACAUACCCAUCGAGAGCCUGGCCAAGGGCGCCCUCAGCUUCCACGUGUACCACAAAUGUUUUGGCAAGUGCGAGGGCAUCUGCACACCGGAGAUGUACUCCUACCAGAAGCCCACAUGCAUCAAGUGCCUCGAGUGCGACGGCUGGUUCUCGCCCCAGAAGUUUGUGGGGCAUGUGCAUCGCAAGUUCGAGAAUCAGACCUGCCACUGGGGUUUCGACUCCCGCAAUUGGCACGACUAUCUCCACGUGGCGCUCGAUGUGGAGAAUCGCGAAAAGUAUCAGAUAAUUCUCGAUCAGCUCAAGGAAGUGGAACUCAAGGAAAUGCACAAGGCGCAACUCGAAAUGGAUCACAAGAAACGAAAGGCGGAAAUGCUCAUGGAUGAUGCCUCGCUGCUGGUGCCGCUUGGCCUGGGGGCGCCACAUGGCCUGGUGGGUGCACCAGUGGUUGUGCCGCUUGUGGCUGCCCAUGCCCAUCAGGUGUCCCUCAAGGCGCAUCCACAGUUGGACAUUCCAGGCAAGAAGAUGCUAAAGGGUGCCGCUGGAGCGGGUGGAGCGCCCGCCUUGGAUGCGUAUCACUACCAAAUAAUGUACGCCCAUUGUGUGCAACAGCAGCAGCAGCGGGAACGAGAGCAACACCAGCAGCAGCAGCAGCAGCAGCAACAGCAUCACCAGCAGCAGCAGCAGCACCCACGUGGGGCAGUGCUGGUGGGGCAGCCGCAGCCACCGCCGCCGCAUCCGCAUCCGCAUCCGCAUCAGCCGCCACAUCCCCACCAGCCGAUGAACUCCUCGUCCGCGUUCCGCCCGUGGGGACCCACCACCACGAAGGCCUUCCUGCACGCCUACAAUGCGACGCUCUCCUCGCUGCCCUACGCCUGCCAGGAGCCGCCGGAGCUGCAGAAUCCCGAGCGUGUGGUCCGCAGCACGGACAAGCGGUACGCGGAGCGCACAUACCAGCCCAAUGUGGCGCUGGCACCGCGCAAGAGCAUACUCUCCAAGGAGCGCGACAAGGACAGGGACAGGGAGAGGGAGCGCGAGCGUAUGGAGCGGGAAAUGGAGCGGCAGAGGGUGCGGGAGAAGGAGCUGCAUCUGCACAUCAAGCAGGAGCGAGACGACAACACACCCACGCCCACAACACCGCCGGCGGGCGAAACUUUGCAUGCGGUGGAGCCACCGCGUAGCUCCUCCAGUGGCAGCAACUCCCCCAGGCCCCAGGCCCCAACAGCAGCAACGGCAGCCGCAGCACCCGCAACACAUCCACAGCCAGCAGCAGCCAGCAGACAUGUGCCCUUGCCACGCAGUCCGGAGGAGUUCUCCGCGGGCAGCAAUGAGAUUACCUCUUCGACAUCACCCCAUCAGCAUCAGCAUCCACACACCCAACAGCAGCACAUAAUUGCCACCGUCAAUCAGCAUGCAAAACUGUUGCCCAGCUCCAGUUCCAUUUCAGUCACGAGUGGAAACUGCAACGCCAACGAACCAAGUCGCAUUCGGAUCAACAAGAAUCUGAUGAGCCAGCCAGCGGAGCCGCCACCACCACUUCCCUCGUUGCCACAUCACAAUCUACAGCACAAUCAUCACUAUGCGGCGCUAGGACAUCACAUGGGCGGUGUCUACUACAAGGCGGGUGCAAUGGGUGGCAGCUCACCCACGCAGUCUUCCAGUGCGGGCCUCAAUCUGAGCACACACUCCUCGAAUGUGGUUAGCUCUCCACACCAGCAGCAGGCCACAAAGCAGCAGCAGCAGCAGCAGCAGCAGCACCACCAUCAGACGUUGCACCACUCGCGCCAGCAGCAGCAACUUGCAGCAGGAGCAGCAGGUGUCCAUUUGCAGAAUGGCAAACCCCAUUUGGGCAGUGAAUUCGAGCUGUCCACGGACACGGACGAUGACAGCUUGAACGGAGAGCCCGACAGCAGCGCCAUGCUGCCGCCCUGGGAGCAGGCAGUGGAGUGUCUGCGCGAGACGCGUCCCAGGGAUCGGGAGCGGGUGCUGCAGCUGCUGCAGCGACUGCUGCAGGAGAACCAGCAGUUCCGCUACAACAGCAUGCAGCAGAGCGAUUUGCUGCACAAGCAGGAUGCCCACAUAGCAGAUCUGACGGAACAAUUGCAGCGCUAUCGCCGGCAGUUCGAGGAUCUCGACUGCAAGGUGGAGCUGAGGCGGGUGGUGCCAUUCAAGCAGCAGACGCAGCUGCGGGAGGAGCAGCUCGAUGCCGGGGAGGAUGAGGAUCUGGAGGAGGAGCAGGAGCAGGAGCAGGAGCAGGAGGAGGAGGAUCGGGCCAACAACAAUAACCAGCAGGAGCAGCAGCAGCAGCUGAUGAAGCCGCUGGCCAAUGGCCUCCGACGGAGUCCCCCGCCCCUCAAUUGCUGCGGAGCAGAGCCCGAAGAGGAGGCGGAGGCCGAGACGGAGGAGCCUGCCACCAAAAGAGCAAAGUUGCAGCCAGAGCAAGUGGCGGAGGAGAAGGCGAAUGGAGAGAUCAAGAUAAAUGGCAGUGCCAAGAGUCCUGCUCCCAGUCAAGAGUCUGCCUCCAGUGACGAGGAGGAGGACAUGGAGGAGGAGGAGCAGGAGGAAGAAGAGGAGGAGGAGGAGGAGCAGGUGCAGGCGCCGCAUAGCAGUGCUCUGGCCACGCCACCCACAGCCACGACGCCCAUUAGCCCCGAUUCGGCGGCAACUGCGGGACAGUUGUUCGACAGCAGCAACAGCAGCGACGAGUCAUCGAUGAAGAAGGCACAAAUGUCCGCCUGCCAUGCCCUGGCCAAGAUGAACAACAAUCACAACGAGGAGGAGCAGGAGCCGGAGCCGGAGCCGGAGCAAGCUGAGAGUCAGGAGGAGGAAGAGGCGGAGGAUGAGCGGCCACAGGAUGAAGAGGAUUCCUCGGACGAUGAAAUGCCAUUGCAACAGCGCCAGCGGCAGCAGCAGCAGCAGCAGCAAAGACAACGCCAACGAUGCUUCAGCAAAGGAUCGGGGUCUGCCUCUGCCUCUGCAUCAGAUGAAGACGAGGCAGCGGCGCCUCAAGCCAACAUCCCCCUCCCAGCGACAGCACCAGCCACAGCACCUGCUCCAGCUCAGCCUCAUCCACCACCGAUGGCCACCAAGGCGAGCAAGAAGCAGACGCCACCAUCCCUGGGUGCUUUACCCAUCAUAACAGCCACCACAACCAGCUGCGAGAUACAAAUCAAAACGGAAAUAGCCUAGGCAACACAUCCUUCCACACUCAGUCCCUGCCCCAACAAAGGAUAAAGCGACACACACAAGCACACAGUAAAAUCUAUCCCACAUAAAUUCUGCUAUGGGAAACCAGAGUCCACAAAACAAAUUCAAGCUCAAAGCCUAGACACGCACAUUGCCCCACACCUUUUCUGGGGGUAUCCCACAGAUGACACUUUGGGAAUAUCUGUGAAAACAUUUUGGAAGCUCCACAACUCCAUUCGGAAUGGAGUCUCUUCUCAUAACAGUUUCCAUUUAGUUUUUUUUAGACUACAGAGUUUUUACACACGAUCCUUGGACUCUAUGGCAUGAAGAGAACCUCAAGCUGCUGUCGCACGAUAUGUUUUUCACCGACGCUUUAGGCUAGGUUUAUAAAAGUCAAAGUGAAUUAUCAAGAAUUAUGUUCAUUAAUCAUUUAUCUUUUUAUUUUCCUUGGAUUUGCUCAGCAGAAAACGUAUCGUCCAACAGUAGUACAAAAACCAAAUGAAUUGUUUUAUUCUAAAUUUCUAAAUGUUUUAUAACUUUUUACGCUUUUACCUAGCUUGAUUUGAUCUCAACAAAAACAAAACAAAAAACAAA
This is a messenger RNA of Drosophila guanche, 5289 nucleotides long. It is a transcript of the gene Snoo, whose product is annotated as ski-like protein. NCBI's taxonomy places the organism in Eukaryota, Metazoa, Arthropoda, Insecta, Diptera, Drosophilidae. The coding region runs from base 793 to 4698 and encodes 1301 amino acids. The transcript has 4 exons. The record is from RefSeq and is a predicted model, not a curated record. Gene Ontology annotation, cellular component: nucleus. Gene Ontology annotation, molecular function: RNA polymerase II cis-regulatory region sequence-specific DNA binding; SMAD binding; DNA-binding transcription factor activity, RNA polymerase II-specific. Gene Ontology annotation, biological process: negative regulation of BMP signaling pathway.